GUACAUGACCAUAGGUGUCCAAACCUCACCAAAUAGUGGGGGCCUCCUGAAGUUAGCCACCUUGCGCGAACUAAGUUAAGUAAACUUAGAGAGUAUCCCACAAAUAAAGUGAUCUCCAUGAAACUAAACUAACGCAAGAAAAUGUCACGAAUCGCGAACACAAGAGAAGUGAUACUAACAAGCGACAGCACCGGUGAGCAUUGGAGUGCCGCAGUAUGGGACCCGCGGACCGGUUCUCUAUUAUCAACCUACAAAAACGCGGGAGCGCUCAGCCAUCGAACUCUGCAGCUCCUAAACGACAGUUACGUGAUCGGUGCAGACCUAACAAAGCCCCGCAUCCACAUUUGGCCCAUAAACAAUCACAAUCCGGUUCCUAACCUCCGCCUUACCACGCCGGGAAAAGUGACAGCGCUCUGUUGCUCGCCCAAUGGCGCCUACAUCGUGGCGGCCAUUUCCGAGAAGUUGUUUCUGUGGCAAGCGUGCAACGGGCGCCUGCUAGGGAAUUUGUCGCAGCACUACCAAACGGUGAGCUGCUUAUCGUUCAGCAAAGACGGCUCUCUGUUCGCCAGUGGCGCUGAGGACGGUCUGGUGUUCGUGUGGUCACUAUACCGGGUGUUGAACGACGACCUGCCCACGGCGUUGCACGCUUUCUCGCACCAUUCGCUGCCGGUGAAGGACCUACAGUUUGGCCACGCGGGUGCCAAAGGAAGACUAUGCUCCGUGUCCCUGGACCGCACGUGCAACGUGUACGACCCUGGCAGUGGUCAAUUACUGCUCACCCUCGUGUUCAACGUGCCCCUCACCGCCGUUUGCAUGAACGCGAAGGAGAGCGACUUGUUCGUCGGCUGCACCGAUGGAAGCGUUUAUCGAUUUAAUCUGCACGAACCGCCCCGUGGAAUAGAGCACCACGUGCAGAUCCGAAAGGACGAUGGAGAGACCGCCACCUUCCAGGGCCAUAAAUCGAGCGUCGCGACGCUAUCGGUAUCCAUCGAUUGUCGAUACCUGCUGUCGGGUUCGACCACCGGCGAGGUUCAUUUAUGGGACAUCGCCAGUCGACAGAUCCUCCGGACCAUCGAUCACAAGGGACCAAUCACCGCCGCGUUCUUCGCGAAGCAGUACGAGAACUUUAGAGUCACGAAUCUUCAACCACGUUUGCAAGUUUGUAGUCUGCAGAGGGUGGCCGAUGAGGAGGGGAAGCAGAGUAUUGAAAUCAUAUCGAGGGAUCGACUUCAUGGGGAGUUGCUGGAUUUUGAAUCUUAUGUUGAGAAUAAAGAGUCGGGGAGAUCCGAGGAUCGAAACUCGAGGAAGAUGCUUGAGAUGAGGGAGGAGAUCGAUAGGUUGAAGGAAAUCAACGCCGCCAUUUAUCAGUACAGCGUUAAACGGAUACUGAACAAAACGAAUGGGACAAGUCCCUGAAAAGGAGGAUUAAGUUCUGGUUUGUGGAUGGGAUUAUCCGGAUGAGACGCUGAAUCUAUCCUUUUCGAGGAAUAUCAGUUUUGUAUGAAAUUUGAUUGCAAUAAAAAACCUGUACAGAAUUUA
Messenger RNA from Megachile rotundata (alfalfa leafcutting bee), 1539 nucleotides. RefSeq names its product WD repeat-containing protein 18. Gene Ontology annotation, cellular component: rixosome complex; nuclear pre-replicative complex. NCBI's taxonomy places the organism in Eukaryota, Metazoa, Arthropoda, Insecta, Hymenoptera, Megachilidae. Gene Ontology annotation, molecular function: protein binding. Gene Ontology annotation, biological process: DNA-templated DNA replication; rRNA processing. The record is from RefSeq and is a predicted model, not a curated record.